AAGACAAUGGCGUCGAACUACUACUCUGCUCAGAUAAAGCAAUGCAUCGAGUCUGGAGCUAGAAGUCAGAGUCGCCAUUUGAAGACGAUCCACGGGCAUAUUAUCAAAACCCUUUCCAUUGUAGAGACGAUUCUGCUUAACAACAUCGUCCACGGAUAUGCGAAAACCAGAAACUCCACUUAUGCUCGCCGAGUGUUCGAUGAAAUUCCCAAACCAAACCCCUUCUCCUGGAACAACCUCCUCAUGGCUUAUUCACAAUCUGGGCACCUCUCGGAGAUGGAGCGUACCUUCGAGAGAAUUCCAAUCCGCGACGGUGUCACAUGGAACUUGCUUAUUUCCGGCUAUUCCUUGACUGGUUUGGUGGGUGCAGCAGUCAAGGCUUAUAAUACGAUGAUGAGAGAUGGUUCUGGUGAUUUGAAAAGGGUUACUUUGAUGACAAUGUUAAAACUUUCUUCCACCAAUGGGCAUGUUGGUCUCGGCAAGCAGAUUCACGUGCAGGUUAUCAAACGAGGGUUUGAGUCUUAUCUUUUAGUUGGGAGCCCACUGUUGGAUAUGUAUGCAAAAGCUGGUUUCAUCUCUGAUGCAAAGAAAGUUUUUUACGGUCUGGACGAUAGAAACACGGUUAUGUACAACUCGCUGAUGGGAGGACUUCUUGCGUGUGGAAUGAUCAAAGAUGCACAACAGCUUUUUCAAGGAAUGGAGAAAGAUUCGGUUUCUUGGACAGCGAUGAUUCAAGGGCUUGCUCAAAACGGACUUGAAAAGGAGGCUAUUGAGCUUUUCAGAGAGAUGAAAUCGGAAGGCUUGACGAUUGAUCAAUAUACAUUUGGAAGUGUACUACCUGCUUGUGGGGAAUUAGGAGCUAUAAAGGAAGGGAAACAAAUCCAUGCUUCUAUAAUCAGGAGCAAUCUUCAGGAUCACGUAUAUGUAGGCAGUGCUCUCAUUGACAUGUAUUGCAAGUGUAAGUGUAUAGACUACGCAAAGACUGUUUUCGAUAGAAUGAAGCAGAAGAAUGUCGUGUCGUGGACAGCAAUGGUUGUGGGUUAUGGCCAGACCGGCCGUGCUGAAGAGGCUGUUAAAAUAUUCCUUGAUAUGCAAAGAAGUGGAAUUGACCCGGAUCAUUAUACUCUGGGACAAGCGAUCAGUGCGUGUGCCAACAUAGCUAGCUUAGAAGAGGGCUCACAGUUUCAUGGAAAAGCUAUAAUUUCGGGCCUGGUACAUUAUGUCACUGUUUCAAAUUCAUUGGUGACUCUGUAUGGAAAAUGUGGAGAUAUUGAUGAUUCUGUUAGGAUAUUCAACGAGAUGAAUGUCAGGGAUGUAGUCUCUUACACAGCAAUGGUUUCCGCGUAUGCUCAAUUUGGAAAGGCCAUGGAGGCCAUUCAUUUGUUUGACAGAAUGGUGCAACAUGGGCUAAAACCUGACGGAGUGACUUUUACCGGUGUUAUAUCAGCUUGUAGUAGGGCAGGAUUAGUAGAGAAAGGACAAAGAUAUUUUGAGUUAAUGAUAGAUGAACACGGAAUAGUACCGAGUAGUGGUCACUAUUCUUGCAUGAUUGAUCUCUUUAGUCGAUCUGGAAGGUUAGAGGAAGCCAUGAGUUUCAUAAAUGGGAUGCCUUUUCCUCCAGAUGCAAUUGGUUGGACCACGUUACUCAGCGCAUGUAGAAAUAAAGGCAAUUUGGAAAUAGGUAAACAGGCGGCUGAAUCACUAAUAGAACUAGAUCCUCAUCAUCCUGCUGGCUAUAUCUUACUAUCAAGCAUAUAUGCUUCAAAAGGGAAAUGGGAUUGUGUGGCACAGUUAAGGCAGGGAAUGAAAGAGGAGAAAGUGAGAAAAGAACCUGGACAGAGCUGGAUCAAAUGGAAAGGAAAAUUGUACAGUUUCUCAGCGGAUGAUGAGUCAAGUCCAUAUUUAGAUCAGAUAUACGCUAAGCUCGAGGAGUUGAACCAAAGAAUCAUAGAUAAUGGUUAUAAACCGGAUACUAGUUUUGUUCACCAUGAUGUCGAGGAAGCAGUUAAAAUAAAGAUGCUUGAAUAUCACAGUGAAAGACUCGCAAUUGCUUUUGGAUUAAUAUUUGUACCCUCAAGCCUACCUAUUAGAGUAGGAAAAAAUCUUAGAGUGUGUGGGGAUUGCCACAUUGCCACUAAACAUAUCUCCAGUGUCACUGGUCGAGAGAUAAUUGUUAGAGAUGCUGUUAGGUUUCACCGUUUUAAAGAUGGAACUUGCUCAUGCGGAGACUUCUGGUAGGUUUCGUCUGGGACUUUUCUGACACACAGAGCUAAGCAUGAUGAUUCUCCAUUGCGAGUCUGACAAAAUCAGAACAGAGUAGGGAAGAUUCAGUUUACUGCAAGUCAGUUUACUUGAACAAGGAGCCGUUUCAUCACCUAUUAUGAAGACUUUAAUAUAAAGUUGAGGAACACUAGGAUUCUGAAGCAUUAAACUCCAAUUGGGUGAAUUGGCUAAGAAAAUUUAAAGGGGCCAUAUAGUUCGACUACAAGAUCAAAAAGAUGGAGAACAUAGAUGAAUCUUGAGGCAUCCAGUGUUGAAGGGAACGGAGAAUAAAGGAGUGCAUGUUUGACAAUUGGACAGACUUUGCCCUCUUCUCACUUUCUUCAAAGACUCAUGCCCGAGGUCUACGAGCAUGCGAGGUUGGAGGCAGAAACGCCUAACUCAAGCGUGAUGAGAUUUCACAAAGGAACAAGAAACAGAGGUACAUCAUUUGGGGCUCAUACAGUGUAGUUGUGAAUCUCACUAAGAUGCCAACGAGACCUUCCAGAAAAUCAUUUGCAUA
Molecule: messenger RNA, 2782 nt
Organism: Eutrema salsugineum
Lineage: Eukaryota; Viridiplantae; Streptophyta; Magnoliopsida; Brassicales; Brassicaceae
Product: putative pentatricopeptide repeat-containing protein At1g68930
Exons: 5
Coding region: 7-2238 (743 amino acids)
Biological process (GO): RNA modification
Molecular function (GO): zinc ion binding; RNA binding; protein binding
Source: RefSeq, a predicted model, not a curated record